AAUCUCAUCUUUCUUAUAAAAAGCCAUUGAUAAAAGCUUAUUGGAAAUCAAUGGGUCUGGUUCUAGCCCUCCAUUGGCCGCCGCCGAGAAUGCUUCACUUGCAGAAAAACUGAGCCUCUAUCGAUCGCCUUUGGACACUGCAAGAUGGCUCGCCGGAGCCAGAAAAGUCCUAGAAAGGAGCACCUUGGCGGGUCCCCUAAUCAUCAAGGGGCAGAGCCGCAACCCACCGAAGUCAAUGCCCAGAGGCCUCAGCGACUCUAUCCUGAAAUGGAGUCAACAGUUCCGGAAGACCCAGAAACUAAAAGGGAGGAGCAGAAAAUGGUCAAGAAAAUUGAAGGCGAGCAAAAGAAUGAACCCCAUCAAUUUUGCAAUGAACCAGAUUCAAUAUCCUCGAAGGAGACGAUAACGAAAAGAGUGAACGACUUGGAUUCUAAGCACCACGAGUUAUGCCCUAAAUUAGACCCAUUAUCCUCCAAAGACUCAAACCAAGUACUGCUACCUGAACCUGGGCCAGUUGUUUUGAAGAACGAAACCAGUGGACUUUCCGCUGAACCAGACUCAACAACCCCAAGGAAGAAGAAGAGGAAGAAGGGGAAAAGAUUGUCCACGACUGAAGGGGCAGAAACAAACGACGUGCGCUAUGACUGUGAGUUAAUCCCUAAUUUGGACCCAUUACCCCAAAAAGACUCAGACCCUGCACUGCUACCUGAACCAGAGCCCGUUGCAGAAAGGAACGAAACUAAUCAAUUUUGCACUGAACCAGAGUCGGCAACCCCAAGGAAAAAGAAGAGGAGGAAGAAAAGCUUGCCCACCACUGAAGGGGCAGAAACAAACGACGUGCCCCCCAAGCACUGUGAGUUAAUCCCUCAUUUGGACCCAUUACCCCCAAAAGACUCAGGCCCUGUACUGCUACCUGAACCAGAGCCAGUUGCAGAAAAGAUCGAAACUAAGCAACUUUGCACUGAACCAGAGUCAGCAACCCCAAGGAAGACGAAGAGGAAGGGGAAGAGGAAGAACUUGUCCAAAAGUGAUGCAACUGAGACAAGUCACGUGGAUCCCGGGCACCUUAAGUUAUGCCCUAAUUUGGAUCCAUUACCUCCAAAGAACACGGACGCUGUACUGCUUCCGGAACCAGAUCCAGUUGCAGAAAAGAAUGAAACUAAUCAACUUUGCACCGAACCAGAGUCAGCAACCCCAACGAUUACAAAGAGGAAGAAGAAGAGGAAGAGGAAAAGCUUGUCCAAGAGUGAAGGGACUGAAACUUAUCACGUGGAUUCCGGGCACCUUGAGUUAUGCCUUAAUUUGGACCCAUUACCCCCAAAGGACUCGGACACUGUACUGCUUCCUGAACCAGAAUCAUUUGCUGAAAAGAACGAAACCAAUCUGCUUUGCACUGAACCAGACUCAGCAGCUCCAAAGAAGACUAAGAGGAAGAAGAAGAAGAGGAAAAGCUUGCCCAAGAGUGAAGGGACUGAAACAAAUCAUGUGAAUUCCGGGCACAUUGGUUUAUGUCCUAAUUUGGACCCGUUUCCCCCAAAGGACCCGCCCUCUGUACUGCUGCCUGAACCAGAGCCAUUUGCUGAAGAGAAAGAAACCAAUCAACUUUGCACUAAACCAGACUCAACACCCCUUAAAUUUAAAGGGGCAGGAAUAAAAGACAUGGAUACUGAGAACCCUGAGUUAUUCCCUAAGUUAGACCCAUUACCCCACAAAGAUUCUGAUCCUCUACUGCUCCAGGAAUCAAAGCCAGCACCACUGAAACAAGCAGAGCAGAAGAAGAAGAAGAAGAACAAAAAGAAGAAGAAGAAAAAUAAGGGUGAGCUAAAAGGUGAAGGGGUCAAAUCAAAUAGGCCCAAUGAAAAACAUUCUCAACGAUGUCAUAAAGCGAAGCCGAAAACACCAGAAAAACGGAAUCAGAAAAAGAGAAAGAGACAGGUGACGAAUGAAAACCAUGAGUCUUCUGUUCGGUCAAUGUUGAUUGACGAGUACAACUUAAGAAGUAGAGGAGCACACAGUAGUGAAGCAGAGCCUGGACCCUAUGUCCCCAAAUGGCCCUUAAAAGACUAUGAACAUUAUGAGAGAUGUUUGGAGUGUGGACAAAUUUGUCAAAGAGACCAGAAAUGUCGAGGGCGGAGACAUCGCAAGAGUUACGAGGAAAUUUGCUUUUUUUGUGGUACAGUUGGGCACCCACUUGGGAGAUGUCCAAUAUCUCCAGGAGCAAAAUGUGCUAAUGGCAUAAUUAUGUUGGAUGAUUAUGUAAGGAAGAAAUGCAGUGAAAAGCCCCGAAGCACCUAUCCAAAGGUAGCUCCUGCUGUGCAAACCUAUGCAUCGAACUUUACACACUUCCUGCCGAGUAACAUCCAACCAUAUCCUGCUCCAUUUGUCAGGCCAAUGUAUGCUCCUUUUGUAGUUUGGAGAAAUUAGAACAACUGUACCUGCACCAAAAGUAGAAGGAAAAUGAGAAUGAAGUAGGGGAGGGUUGUGACUGGUGAAUGCCGAGCUUAUUUGGAAGCCAUGUUAGCACGUACAGGGUGAUUGGGUGAUGACUCGACGUGAGUUGUAUAUGACAUGGAUUAAUUUAUUAAAUAGGAAAAAAAUUAGAGAAUGAGUUUCAACCGAGUUAGAAGUUAAAAGACUGAGUCAUAAUUGAGUUAAAAGUUUAAGAACCAAAAGAUUAAUUUUCCUAAUAAAAAACUAUAGUCAUUUGGUCCACCCCGGCCUCCUUUUUUUUUUGGGGGGGGGGAGAGGUACCAAUCUUGGGUGCUUCCUAUUUUUGUGUCAGGCAACUGUGAUAACCUACAUAGAAGCAUUUAUAUCUAUGCUUCCACAUUAUUCUAUAUAUCAUGGUUUAAAGUUUUUCUUAAUUAUUGAAA
Neltuma alba is the source of this 2873-nucleotide messenger RNA. RefSeq names its product proteoglycan 4. The coding region runs from base 145 to 2424 and encodes 759 amino acids. The record is from RefSeq and is a predicted model, not a curated record. The transcript has 6 exons. Lineage: Eukaryota; Viridiplantae; Streptophyta; Magnoliopsida; Fabales; Fabaceae.